UAAUUUUGUUGUGAACUGUCAAUGUAAAAACAAAUUAGAAUUAUCCAGAAACUAUCCGUUGUAUUAUUUAUGAAACUUUAUUGAAGAAAAAUUAGUGAAUUUAAGUGAAAUAUUUAUCUUGAAAGAAAAUGGUCGAUUACAGCAAGUGGAAAAAUAUUGAGAUUUCAGACGAUGAGGAUGAAACACAUCCAAAUAUCGAUACCGCAUCAUUGUUUCGAUGGCGACAUCAGGCUCGUAUCGAACGUAUGGAAGAACACAAACGAGAAAUUGAGGAAUUAGAAAAACAGAAAAAGUUGCAAGAGAAGAAGAAAGCUGAAAUAAAAACAAAAUUAUAUGAAAAAGCAAAUGAUCCUGAAAUACAAGAUACUUUAAAGAAACUUGAACUCGAGGAACAACAGUUAAAGGAAAAGGAAGAGGAAAUUAAAAAGAAAGAAAAAGUAAUGCCAUGGAAUGUAGAUACAAUUGCUACCGAGGGCUUCACGAAGACUGUAAUUAAUAAGAAAGAUCCAUUACCAGACGAGGAAAAUUUAACCGAUGAACAACGUGAAGCAAAUUUAAAGAAAUUUAUUAAAGAUAAUGAGAAAUUAUUGAAGAAAUUUGGUAUGUUGCGUCGAUAUGAAGAUUCACAAGCUUUUUUGCAAGAACAUGGUCAAUUGGUUUGCGAAAAUACGGCUAAUUAUCUAGUGAUAUGGUGUAUUAAUUUAGAAAUGGAAGAGAAACACGAAUUAAUGGGUCAUGUGGCGCAUCAAACAAUUUGUAUGCAAUACAUAUUGGAAUUGUCGAAACAAUUAAAAAUCCAUCCACGCGCAUGUGUAGGUAGUUUUUUUACUCGCAUUAAAAUUGCUGAACCCGAAUACAAAGCAUCAUUCGAUGAUGAAUUAAGGCAAUUUAAACAACGUAUACAACGACGUGCCCAAGAAAAAAUCAAAGAAGCAUUAGCUGAAGCUGAAGAAGAAGAACGUAAAGCACGUUUAGGUCCUGGGGGUUUGGAUCCAGUCGAAGUAUUCGAAACGUUACCACCUGAAUUACAGCAAUGUUUUGAAUCAAAGGAUAUUCAAUUAUUACAAGAGACAAUUGCCAAAAUGGAUGAAGAACAAGCUCGCUAUCACAUGAAACGUUGUGUUGAUUCUGGUUUAUGGUUACCGGAUGCGAAUAAAGCAAAGGAAGAGGAAAAUGCUGCUGGUCCAGAGACUGAAAAAACAACAUCAGAUAAAACAACUGAAUCGUAAAAAUUUUUUAUCAAUAAAAUUUAUUGUUUGCUUAUUAUUACUG
This is a messenger RNA of Chrysoperla carnea, 1272 nucleotides long. RefSeq names its product hsp90 co-chaperone Cdc37 (gene Cdc37). Gene Ontology annotation, biological process: protein folding; protein stabilization. The coding region runs from base 129 to 1229 and encodes 366 amino acids. The transcript has 3 exons. NCBI's taxonomy places the organism in Eukaryota, Metazoa, Arthropoda, Insecta, Neuroptera, Chrysopidae. The record is from RefSeq and is a predicted model, not a curated record. Gene Ontology annotation, molecular function: heat shock protein binding; protein-folding chaperone binding; protein kinase binding. Gene Ontology annotation, cellular component: cytoplasm.